UUUAAACUCAAAAUCGUCGGAUAUAAAUUCAUUAAAAAAAUUCUAAAAAAUUGAUUUAUCUGAAUCUAAAACAAUCUGUGGAUUUUUUCGGAAUAUAAAACAAAACACGAAAUUGAAAUAAAAUUCUUGAAAUAUUGCAAAGAUGUCAUAUUUCAAAGAUUGGAGAAAUAGUCCCAGAUGUCAUGGGGAACAUUUGCCGAAAAACAACAGUAGAAUAGUUUCCAGUUGUAGUGAAAAAUAUUUGGUCCAAAAUCUUGAUAGUACAUACCGUAAAGAGCAAUCUCACGAUCUAUUUAAAGUAAAACGGAAACGCAAUAACAUAAUGAGAAUCCAGACUCGAUCCGAUAUUGAUUCAUUUGAUAAGAGUGUUAAACUGACCUGUCCGAAUACGCUAACUGAGCAACCCUGUGAUGGCUUGGAUGAGGAGUUGCAUGAGUACACCAUUCACCAGGGAUUCGCUACGUAUCUCAAAGCAUUCGCUUUGAUUUAUGUGCUGCCCGAAGAGGAGUGGACCGCCGAUAAUAUUGAUAAAUUGCUAGUAAAGGGCGAGGAGUUAUUCCAGUCCAACUCAGAGGCAGAAGUUGCAGAAGCGUUGCGAGUGGGGACGUCCUCCAUCUAUACCAAAGUAGAGCGGCAUAUCCAGCGCAGCUUCAAGCUGGAUGGUCACAAUUUUACACUCGAACUAAGGCCCAACUAUAUGGGCAAUCCGAAAACGCCGGUGGAUAUGCGACCCCCGCACAUUAUGGCGCAUCUUAAGGAAGUAUUGUGCAGUUUCUUUCGAAACGCUCACUAUUGCUUGCUCUUGCAUGAUGCAGGCUAUCUCCUGAUCUGGCGGCGAGGCAAAUUGUAUUUUGUGAUGGACUUAAAGGGUCGUCGAGUCGAUGAUUCUGGCAGCAUUAAGCCUGGAGUAACAUUGCUAGUUUGCCUACAGACUCUAGAUAAUGUGGUCAAUUUGGUGAGCAAUUUAAGUGGCGGCAAUCCAAACGGCGCAUUCCACAUCCGUGAGCUGGCUGUGGUGCGACUGGUGACACCGGAUGGACGCACCUUUCUACGGAAUACCAAACAAUGUGCCCACGAAUACCACGUGAUCAACAAUAGCUAUGCCUAUCUCAAAAGUAAUUUGCAUCUAUCACUCAAUCCGGAGGCGGCACUACACAAUGGCAGCAGUGUCAUUGUUGCCGUGACUGGCAUAUUGGCCGCCCAAAUCGAUCAUCCCGCAUCGUGGAAUACGUACAGCUUUGACCGGCUGAUCUGCUAUGGCGUUGAGCUCUGCCGCAGUUGUUGGUGCGCAAAUGUGAGGACUUCCCUGCCUAUUGACUUGGACAAAUUUCCUACACAGUUGCGCCUUGGACAAUUUGUUGCGGAGAUCAAGCUAAUGGUGCAAGUUGAUCGUGGAUACUGGCGCCGGAGUCUGUCAAUUAAGGACAGCGAACUUAACGAUAAGAUACGCUGCGUCCUGAGGGACUGUGGCAACGCCUUGUUCCAGAUCAACAAUCAAAUGUACGCGCUGUGGUGCAGGGACAACUUCUACUAUAUGCUUGAUCCCUACAGGCAUAUUGUAGCUAGUCCGCAGUCAAAUAGAGAUAGUAUGAAAUUCGCAAAAUGGGCCACGGUGCGAAUGUUUCGGAGCUUAUGCGGAUUACUCAAUGUAUUCCGUCAGCUGCUUAAAGAGUCCAAUCGCAAUUCUACAUUUUAUAUUCAUGUUGUCCGCAUCAAGAAUAUAGCUAAAUGCCCGGAAGGAUAUGCGCUGAAGCCCACGGCAGAAGAUGCGUAUUGUGUGUUACAGCCAAUGAAUGAGUCUAUAGCCUUUCCCGAAAAAUUAACAGACUGCGCCCCCCAGCUCGCCGAGAUUAGUGAUUUUGAGCCGGAUGUGAGAAGAACGACGGAGAAGUCAUUCAAUUCAAAAAUUCAAUUCAAAAAGCUUCCCACCAGCUCGGGCCGUCACGAACGAGUGCAAGGCGGCUUGGAUGCAGUGGAGGUAGAAGUCAUUAGGCCUCCUCGAAUCGAGCAAGGCAUAAACACUGAAAGUUGCGGCUUUGAUAAGAAGGAAACCGCAGUCAAUACGAAGUCAAAGCUUCAGCCACAAAUACCACGUAAGCCUAAGGUAGCAAUCCCAGCAGCUGCAACACCGCACAAGAUGCCCAAAGCUCAGCCUAUUAGUGUCAAACAACGAAAGGAAACUGACCUAGAGCAACUCGUGGCGUCCACCGUUAAGCAUGCAGAGUCUAGUUCCAGGGGCAAAGGCUUCAUAGCUCCCACGAAAUCAUCACUGGCCAAACGGGUGCUAGUCCAAGCGCCGCAGGAAACGCAGACUCUAACUGAGAAGUUUACGAAACUCGAUGCCAAAAUGUGUGCCAAAUACCGUCCGAUACAGCUGGCACCGCUUAAGCGGCCCAAUUACAGUGAGUGCGAGGAGUCAAGAAAGUGUAAGGAAAUUAAAAAUGAGCAAGUUCCAAUGAAAUAUGAUUUCGCCAAACAAAAUUGCGAAGUUGCUGUGAAGAAAUCAUCGAUUUUGUAUCCCGUUUAUACCAAAUAUCCGUUUAAUCUGACUGUCGCUGGUUCCGAGAGCGGCACCGUUGAGAGUCUGAACCGUUUGCUGGACUCCGCCUUUAAGGUAACGAAUCGGGUCCUGGCCAUAACGCCGUGGGGCAAGUAUGUGGUAUUCAAGCAGGCAACAAGCCAAUUAGACGCGAUAAGCUUGGCAACGUUUUAUGUAUUUGAUGGCUGCACCUGCAACAUCGAUCGCUUCAGACACUUGGAUCUGAGCCAUGGAACUGCCGGCCUGUUGCCCUUUUCGAGCCAAGAUGAAGUUGUGUGCUAUAUGAUAGAUUCACGGGAAACGCGUGCUAUGAAAGCGUUACGCGUUCAACUCGAUCAGUCUGCUGUCCAGAGUGAGGCGUUUCUAGUUCGUGGAACUUAGUAUGGAUGCAGGAGGAUUACUUUUUAUUUUGUCUUGGUUACAUGUAAAAGAAACAUUCCUUGUCAGCAGUCAUAUUCUGAAUAUUUAAAUUUUAAUACUUGCA
This is a messenger RNA of Drosophila hydei, 3023 nucleotides long. RefSeq lists its product as uncharacterized. The coding region runs from base 143 to 2920 and encodes 925 amino acids. NCBI's taxonomy places the organism in Eukaryota, Metazoa, Arthropoda, Insecta, Diptera, Drosophilidae. The record is from RefSeq and is a predicted model, not a curated record. The transcript is spliced from 4 exons.